Messenger RNA from Parathielavia appendiculata, 1871 nucleotides. Its product is annotated as translocation protein. The coding region runs from base 392 to 1555 and encodes 387 amino acids. Lineage: Eukaryota; Fungi; Ascomycota; Sordariomycetes; Sordariales; Chaetomiaceae. Gene Ontology annotation, biological process: post-translational protein targeting to membrane, translocation. Gene Ontology annotation, cellular component: endoplasmic reticulum; endoplasmic reticulum membrane. The transcript is spliced from 4 exons. The record is from RefSeq and is a predicted model, not a curated record.
CCACUACAAACAUCCGUGGAAAAAGCCCCGGCCACAGCCACAGGAGCCCUGGUCACAUGGCUCGUGCUCAGCUCAUGUCCCAUUCCGGGAAAACGUUGACGCUUCCUCCGCUGCAGAACCCCAGGCUAUGUACAUCCGUACACUUAAGGCUGGUCUCCGUCGCCAAGCCUUCUUGGUCAGGAACAAACGACAAGGGUGAUCUGAGAUACGUGUACGGAUUUGUGCCGAUUCAACGUCAGAUGCUGCAAACGCCCACAAAGCAGCCAGUCCCACACUCACCUGCUGGACAAAUCGCAGCACAACUGUCAACAUUCUCCACGUUAAGUCUCACCAGCUUUGAGCGCAGGUGCAACCAAUUUCUCGCGCAACCCGAUCGCAAGGCUCGGGAGCAAUGCAGACUCCUCCUCCUCAGGGUCCUCCGCAGGGAGGCCAGAUGCCCAUGAUGCCCAGCCCAGAACAGAUCGCUGCGAUGCAACGGCAACUGGCGAUGGAUGCAGAGAAGAUGGGCAUGACGGUGCCGCAAUUCAUCGAACAUCUCAAGCGACAAGCCGCCGAGCGGAUGCAAACGCAGCAGCAGCAAGGCCAACAAGGCCAGCCCGGUCACCAGCAUCAACACCAACAUCCGCAUCCACACCCUCACCAGCACCAGCACCAGCACGGCCACGGUCAACCCCAGCCCAUCGUACCAGGCCCCCCGAACCCAGUUGCGCUGGCUCUCGCCAAGUUCCUGCGCGGUCAGAACCUCAAGCCGCGCACCGUCAUCCUGAAUGGCGAGCGUAAGGACAUGUUCAGAGUCAAACGCGCCCUCCGCGCCCUCGAGUCAGACGCCUACAAGGCCGCGCGCAAGAAGAACCCCGAGCUGCCCGAGAUUACUGACCGCGCCUCGCUCGAGAACACCUUCAAGCUGCUCCCGAUGUCGAUGCUUGCGCUCCGCGUCGUCAAGUCCGACCCGCACGAGGGCCACGACCACGCGCCCCCCAAGAAGCAGGGCAAGCGCGUCAAGGGCCUGUGGACGGUGCGCAUCGAGCCCCAGCAGGAGGCUGGCGACGAGAUGUACUACGUCUGGCUGUGGGAAGGCAGCCAGGUCAUGCGCAAGGUGUACGCGGCGCUGGCGCUGGCGGCGAUCUUCGCCGUCGUCUGCUACCCGCUGUGGCCGAUGAAGCUGCGCCAGGGAGGCUACUACCUGAGCUGGGGAUUCUUGUGCUUCAUGGGCCUGUUCUUUGCCAUGGCUAUCUUCCGGGUUAUCCUGUUCUGCAUAACCUACUUUAUCCUGCCGCCGGGUUUUUGGCUGUUCCCGAAUCUUUGGGAGGAUGUCUCGGUCAUCGACAGCUUCAAGCCUGUCUGGGCGUGGCAUGAGCCUGCCGCCAACAAGAAAAAGAAGAAGACCAAGAAGUCGUCUGGCUCAGCUACUGCCGGAGCUACCUUCUCCGCCACCACUGGACAGCCUGCCCCGGCCACGGCCACCACAACUGCGACUGACACUCAGGUGUCUACCGCUCCGCAACAGCGCAGCUACAUGGCGCCACGAGUUGAGGAAUUGGAGGAUGACGAGUGAGGGAGGGGCUACGGCUUCUGACACGGUAUUUCAGGGGAAGAAUAGUGCGGGCCCGAAAGGGGGCCGUGUGUAGGUUGACCUUGUGUUAGCUUGGUCGCAUUUCGAAGCGAUCUUAUAAGGCGUUUGCGGCUACCCAAUUGUCCACCUGGAUUCUGCCCACGCUGUCGACGAGACCCCUAACACAGUCCUUAGCCUGCCUGUUCAUAAUCUCCCAAGUCCUUGGCCGAAUUACCCGGCCGCGUGGUUCCUCUCUCUGUAUAUACAUGUACCGUACUUGCUCCCACCAAACUCUGCGCCACAUACAUGAUUCGUCAGC